Messenger RNA from Strongylocentrotus purpuratus (purple sea urchin), 7425 nucleotides. RefSeq names its product signal-induced proliferation-associated 1-like protein 1. The transcript has 22 exons. Gene Ontology annotation, biological process: activation of GTPase activity; regulation of small GTPase mediated signal transduction. Gene Ontology annotation, cellular component: cytoplasm. Gene Ontology annotation, molecular function: protein binding; GTPase activator activity. Bases 499 to 5547 code for a protein of 1682 amino acids. The record is from RefSeq and is a predicted model, not a curated record. NCBI's taxonomy places the organism in Eukaryota, Metazoa, Echinodermata, Echinoidea, Camarodonta, Strongylocentrotidae.
ACGGAUUUACUCUAAUUCAAGGUCCUGUCCAGCAAACCGCACCGCUACUGGAUUUACCCGCUUGACCUGGAAAUGAUGAUCAAGGGAUGAGCUUGUGAUUACAGGCAGACCGUCCGUCCGACCCAACUGUUCUGUCCGUACAUGGCAUUAGCAAUCAAAGCUUGACUCAACGGCCAGACUAGGAAGGAAAGGGGCGACUCGACGCAGGAGCAGAGCCGUUGUUUUGGCCAGGAAACCGUUAUGUUUGAUUGCCAUUCUCGUCCAGAUCGUGGACAGUGCAACAUGUGUCUAGCCAUGUGUGGAUUACUCUCGAGCGAAUAGGAUCACUUUCUAUGAAGCUUUAUUGUGAUGUGAAUCAUUGUGAGAGAUGAAUUCUGAUCGACAGUAACGAUGUUGACGCAGACAAAGAAAUGAUUAGUUUGUUUAUAGCGUGAGAAAGUGGCUUUGUUUUUGUUACAGUCGAGGGAAAGAUAAAGUGAUAAAUUUGCAUGGCUGAAUAUGGCCACAGCUAGUAGAGGAGUGCAUGGGAACUACGUACACGGUGGAGGCGCACAACCAGAGCUGAUUCAGUCGGCAAGACAAAGUGCACAGGAGAUGGCCGAUUACUAUCACAGCAAGGUGGUACAAAACGGUCAUUCUUCUUCUUCUCAACAGUCGGAAGAUAACUAUUACAGGCCAGGCUCGUCCGCGCAGAGCCAGGGCAACGGAUACCAGUCGGGGAGCACGGUAUCGAGGGGUGUGAGUACCCCAAGGAGCGACGGUCGUUCGUGGGGAAGGAGCAGCGGUGAUAGCGGUAACGGUCAACUAACCACUGGUCAGUUUCGGGCAACUCCGGUGAAGGUCGAUUUCCAGACCACCGAGGUAGUGUCGGAAGUAUCGGUUGCGGAUAAUGAAAAAGACUAUCACAAGGAACUCAUGUCGUCAACGCAGGACUUGCUUGCCAGGCAGAGCCCUUGGCUCAGGAGCAAAGAGGAAGCGAGGCAGUAUUGGAGAGAUGAGGAGAAACGGAAUGUCCGAUCUCCUCAACAUCGGAGGCACAACACCAGCCCCGACGGCAAAUACUUUGAGCCCGCUCUUGGGGUGGUCAGUGCCUCCUCGAAGGAGAGUCAUCGAACCCUAGCGUUGACCACAGAUAAUCUCAGGAAGUUUAACCAUGGGGGUGACUUGCCCCGCAUGCCUCUGAUGCAAAACCUGAGGCGUAGCAUGAGUAACUCGACGCUAGACAUGAUCGAGAAAACAGACUUCAAUGCAGCAGCUGUUACCAGAGAAUUUGGGAGCACAUCCUCGAUAGAUGUCCAGAGCACCGGAGGAGAGAGUUUUUUUAGAAUGCUGCAGGACUACAAGGCUGUGGAUGAGCGCAGUCCAGCGCCCCCACAGUUCAAGCAGCUUAUCCAGGGUCGUGUUCCCUCGGUCCACGAUGGGCGCAGCAACACCGCCCCUCUGCCUGCGAGGGUGGCACAGCAGACACCGCAGGCAACACCAAAGCAACGCAGUACUACCAUCGAAAGAAGCCAAACCAUACACAGUCCUAAAACACAUCGCAGGUACCCUAGUAAACGAGAAAAGAGGGACAGAACUAAAUCCUACUCGAGCGGCGAGCGCAGGCAUGAGGGCUCCUUCUUUAGGAAAAAGGGGAAGAGGGGCGACAUUUCCAAAGAGAACCAUGAUAAUAGAACUGCUGAUGAGAUGCUUGAAACAAGGAUCGAAGAAGGUGUUAGGAGGAGAGCAUUUGAGCAUUUUGAUGUGCAGAGCUUACACUUUGAACUUGGGGAUUUAACCAAGAGUAGUGACUUGAUCGCUAAGGGCAACAUGACAACGGGAGCAUCUGCAGCAUCGAGGGCCAGUGCUACCAAUACACCAGAGGGGAGUGUGGAGGAUCUUAUAAGCGCCGAAGACCAGGACCCCGGUGACAAGCAGAGCAACGAUCUCCUCAGUAGCUGCCCUUUCUUCCGCAACGAGAUCGGCGACGAAUCGGAACCCAGGGUCACACUCUCCAAGAUGGGCAUGCUAAGCACCAGAGCCAUGAGAAGGUAUCGUCAUCAAACCAUUCUUGAGAAGAGGGGGGCUUCCGAGCUCAGCAUCAACGACGACCAAUCCAAUUAUGUGUGGCGAGGGCCUGUCAUAGAGCACAUGGACCAAGGGGCCCUCUAUUAUCGGAAGCACUUCUACAAGCAUGAACACCAGAACUACUUUGGUGUGGAUGAGUUCCUUGGCCCUCUGGCCGUCAGCGUCCGGCGGGAGAGGGUGGAGGAGCAGGAGAGUCCAGUGGAGAACAGCAAGGACCAUAACAUGAGAUACAGAUAUAGGAUUCUACUCCGUUCUAGUGAGCUAACAACCCUACGAGGCGCCGUCAUGGAAGACUCCAUCCCAUCCACAACCAAACACAAUACUAAUCGAGGCAUUCCACUGCGUGACGUACUAGAAUACAUAGCGCCUGAUCUACCUCUCGCUUGCUUACGCCUUGCCACAGACGCGCCAAAGGUCAGAGAUCAACUUCUCAAGAUUGAUGAACAAGGGGUAACAAAUCAUUACAAGGUCGGCAUCAUGUACUGCAAAGCCGGACAAAGCACCGAAGAAGAAAUGUACAACAACGAACAUGCAAGUCCAGCAUUUGAUGAGUUCGUAGACUGUAUAGGAGAGAAGAUUCGACUCAAAGACUUUGAGAAGUACAGAGCGCAGCUGGAUAAUAAGACCGAUUCGACGGGCACGCACUCGCUAUAUGCCAUGUACCAGGGCAAGGAGCUCAUGUUCCAUGUAUCUACUAUGCUUCCCUUCACAAACAACAGACAACAGCUACUGAGAAAGAGGCACAUAGGCAACGACAUAGUGACCAUCGUGUUCCAGGAACCCGGCGCUCUCCCGUUCACGCCCAAGAACGUCCGCUCACAAUUCCAGCAUGUCUUCAUCAUUGUACGAGUCCACGAACCAAACACAGAGAAUGUCCACUACUCGAUUGCUGUGAGCAGAUCUAAAGAAGUCCCAUCAUUUGGCCCUCCCUUGCCAGCAAAUGCCAAUUUCCAGAAAUCAAAAUCGUUUGCAGAUUUUCUUCUUGCCAAAAUCAUCAAUGCUGAGAAUGCGGUGCACAAGGCGGACAAGUUCACGGCCAUGGCGACGCGGACGCGCAAGGAAUACCUCAAGGACCUGGCCGCUUCCUACGUGACCUCGACCGCCAUCGAGACGGGAGGAGGGGGCAAGUUCAAGCUCUUUGACAAGAAGAAGGAGAAGACUUGCCCCAGGCCUGCCCCAGACUUCAAGGCCAAGGGAGCAUUGGUGUGGGACGUCCAGGUUUACAUGUGGUCACCCAUCUCCAAAGGUGUUAAUUCGAAGGCUGAGGACUUCAGUGUAUCUGACCCUGUGGAUUGCUUACUGGCUGUCUCGAUGGAUAUGAUGGUUCUAACGAACUACCAUACGAAAGAGGUUCUCUUCUCCAUUCCUUGUGUGUCUGUUAUCGGCUGGACUCCCUAUCCACAUGGAUUGAAGCUGUACUUCAAUGAGGGUAACUGUAUUCGAGUUCGCAUUCCUGACCAAGAUCUGGAUGAGGUGCCUGAGAUUGUCAAGAGAUUUGAAGCAGUCUCCAACGGAACUAGGACCAAAGAGAUCACCUUGAGGCGGAACGGUCUAGGUCAGUUGGGCUUCCAUGUUCACUACCAGGGGAUCGUGGUGGAGGUAGAUCCGUAUGGGUUCGCUUGGCAAGCUGGCCUUCGGAAAGGAGCAAGACUUGUUGAGAUCUGUGAGAUAGCUGUAUGUACCCAGACCCACGAGGAGAUGAUAGAUCUACUACGGACCUCUCAGACGGUCAAGGUCGUGGUGGUACCACCUUGUGAAGAUGGAAGUCCAAGAAGAGGAAGCACACCAAUCGAGUACAUGGGUAACAGUGAAGCAGUCACCCAGCCGGGAGGGGCUAGGCUAGGCUUCAACAGAGGCACAAGCAGCGGCAAAGGACCUCAUAAGAUCUCCUCAUCUCUGGCUAUGUCAAGCAGAGAUCUAAGACAGGGAUCACUACAUUCCCGAUCAGCAUCCACCCCUGGGCAACCAAUCUCCAUGCUGCGUUCAGCCCCCAACACACCCAUCUAUCCUCCGGGCACCACCGAGGAGGGUCUACCCGCCAAGGGCAGCGUGCGCUCGGCCAUCUCCACCUUCGAGCGUCGCAUCAACGUCGUGGAUCCGCCACCCGAUGCUUCCGAGAAACAGCACCCCUACCGCGCCGCCGUCGAUUACUGGAAGGAGGUGAACGCCCGCGCCCAUCAGCAAGCUAACACCGGUGAUGGGAUCGCGCCCCUGCCCCAGGGGGGUGGGUCCAGCGGCGGGAGUGGUCACAGUAGGGGGUUGUCCCAGGAUUCUGGGGACCGCUCCUUCAUGAGGAUGGUGCAUGAUAGGAGGAGCGCCAGGGAGCAGAGGAGGAGACCUGCAGACAAGCAGGCGAGGCUCCGGAGCUCACAGGAGGAGCUGGAUCGGAUCGGGACUGGAGCCCACUCCAGGCAGGGAUCCCUGGAGGACAGUCUCGAUAAAUACAGGAAUAGAGUAUACAAAGAUGUGACCAAACCUGACUGGCAGGGACACAACGAAGCCAACCUCUACCCCCAGGAUAGGGGCCGAGAACAGGACAAGCAACAGCCUCAGUUUGUCACUCCCAAGGCUAGAUAUCCACUUCAUAAUGUAGCUCAGGCCACUAUAAAGCACACCAGCAGUGGAGAUACCCUAUCGACCAACACCAGUGACGAGAAGUGGUACGAUGCCGGAGACGAUGCUAACGGUUACCAUGACAACGGUGUGCCCGUCUCCAAGGAUGUCCCCGAGGGCAUGUACCGCACCAACCCCGCGACCACGCCCUCCACCGUACCCCUAUCACAGCAGGGGAUCAAGGAGGAGAAUUUGAGUAACUAUGCAAUGGCUGAGCGCUACAGCCCCACAGAGCAGCUCUACCAGUCACGAAGCAGAGAGGGUAUAGACAUGGAGCAACCCAGGCUUCAGCGCCCCAACCACCUCGCAGGCAUCGUUCCACACCACCAUGCCACGCCUAGCAACAUCAGUGACCACUCCACCCAUUCCACCCUCUCCGGAGGCUCGGGUACAGGGGCAUCGAGGGACUACGGGAGCCUGAGGGCCAGCAGCAGACAGUCCCCCGCCCGUAGCCCCAUGCCGGGGAGGUCCGCACAGAGCCCCGAGACGGUCAGGAAGAGGGCACAGAGUCCCAGGCGGGCGGGGGCAGGGGCGUCAGGUGACUUUGCCAGUUUGCACAGGAGGGGCGGGGCUCCAUCUGCAUCUUCCAGUAGUAGUAUGAGCGAGUCCAGCACAAGCCCUAAGAUGGCCAGAAGAAGACCGCUAGAUGGCCACAAGUCAUCCAACGAGUCCCUCGCUGCCCGGUCACGGGUCAACUCGGCCACCACGCCCACCAUCAGGAGCGGCGCGACCACGCCCCUCAAGGCGGCCCACACCAACAAUCGGGUCCAGGACGACCUGCGGAAGCUCCUGGCCCCCGAGUCGUACAACGCUGCACUGGAGAGGGAGAAGAAGGAGGUAGGGAACAAAGCCAACGCUGGUUCAUGAUGUGGGUUUAGAGGGGCACUGAUGUAGUAUCCAUAGCUGACUGAGAGAUAUAGUUGUGCCAUCCGUACGCGCUUGUUUGUAGGCCAGUCCAUGGAGCUCUGGGCCCUGUUUCAUAAAACUUUAUAUCAAUAACAAGUUACAAGCUACUGUUAUAAGCUACUGAAAUCAAGACAUCUGAUUGGCUGAGAGCAAAUUUAACAUAGAAAUUAAGCAUUUGUUAUAGAUAAAGUUUUAUGACACGGGGCCCCUGAAUAGUUCUCUCUGCGGUCUACUUGAAAUUAAUGAACAAUACACAGGCACAAAUUCACUGAUACAAAUUACUUACAGAUAAUUUUUUGUGAUGCAACUAUGUCUCUCAAGUCGCUAUGGUAGUAUCUGUCUUUUGUCUGUUACAUGUCUGUUACAACACCUGUUUGUUGUGAUGUAGUCUAGAAUUUUUUUGGCCAGCAAAUACCAAAAGUGAUAUUCCUUAUUUUCUAAUUCCAUGUUUUGUAACUCUCUACUGUAAAUUGAUUCUUUAAAAAUAGGAUUUGAUAUAAAAUUGAAAAUAGUUUGAAUGUAUAUAAUGGUUGCCUUUUAAAAAAAGGAUUCAUGAAUUAUGAAUAAAUCAAAUGUGUGUGGUAGGAUCAAUGAAAUGUUGUUAAUGUGGAACUGUAGAUAUGUUUAAUGUAAUUUGGUGGAUAACAUAACAAGCAAGUCUUCCAAGGGUAGUAUUGCAAUACAGUAUACUUCAAAUGUUAUUUGUCAUACUAAUACAAUUUAUAAUAUACACAUAUAACAAUAUCCCCCUUAAAGGAGGCUUCCAAUGGUAAUCAUCUGCAUUGAAGUUUGGCAGUCAUUAAUUAUUAAUUGAAAGUAUUUGAGUUAGAUUUGUUUGAUUGUACAAAAACUGCAUAUGAAUUAUCUAGUUCCCAUUAAUGAAGCAAAUUUUUGUGAAGUGGGUAUUACAUUUCUGGUACUAAUUCUAUGCAAUGGGCUCUUUUUGAAGGACAAAAAAAAAUCUACUUUAUCAGGUGGUCAUCUUUGGUUUGAUUGCAAAAAUAUGAACUUAACUAAAUUUGUAGGAUAUCAUAAUUCAAGUGAAACCUAGCUAGUUAACGUGAGAGGAGGGGAGUUUUGUACCACUUCAUAUAUGAUGAUAAUAGUCAUGCUUUAAAGUAAUUUAUGAGUAUGACAUAUAUAUAUAUUGAACACUAUGUGUAUUUUCUUUCACUAUCUCCCUAUGUGUGUGCAAUGUAAUCUUGUAUAUAUAAUUUUGAUGUUUGUGACCAUGUUAAGGCCUUUAUACUGAAAAUUUGAAAACGAUUGUAUUAUGUAUUAGGGGAAUGUGUACUUGAUAAAUAUGUUGGUGUAAAAUAAUAAUGCUUGCAAUAUGGGAAUUAUGACUUUAAUCUAUAGUUAUGACACAAUGGUAAUUUAUGCUUAAAAUUUCUUUGAUAGAUAAUUUAUAGUACAAAAUAACUAAUGAAUUAGUCCUCAAUUAUAACAGGAGGUCGUUAAAUAGUUUUCUAAUGUUUUAGUGGUAGUAUCGUGGCUGCCUUGUACAUUUGUAGAUAAUUUUGUACCUAAUGUUUUAUAUAGCCUAACUGAGAGAGAAGACUCUUUUUCUAAUUUUCUGGUAUAUGUUUCUGUUUUGCUUUUCUCUUUAUCCCUUCACACCUUCAAACACAUUCCUUUUUACCCCGAUUCCUAACCCUUGAUCUAAUACCACUCUUAAAAUCCUUGUCAAUACCCCCCUAUUUGCUCACUAACAUCCCUACUAAUUUAUUUACUCUGCACAUUAUAUAUUAUGAAUCACUAUCCCAUAAUAUCCUUUGACACACAUAUAUAUUUAUCUUGAAUGUUGACAUUGUGGUAAUAAUAAUUUCUCAUCAAACA